CUGCAGCAAUUAUCCUGACCUCAUUGCAUGUUAUAUAGGAAUGAUUUUUUGCAGACGUUCCGUCGCAUUCUCCACUACGCGGAAUAAACAUUUGUCGAGCCUUCAACGGAGCCAGAAGCGUACCAUUCUCAUGCACGUCGGACGAGCCAUUCCGCAACCCGCACUUCCCAUGACGAUAGUCGCCCGUCUGCAGGUGCGUGGAUAUUCCACGACCAGCGUUCCGGACGCCGCAGUCUCACGAACAAUGUUGCACACGACGAGCGCUCGCCACCACUCGGAGUGCCGUACGCUUCUGUUCCACACCACACUAAGAUAUCCGAAGCCCGCGGAGGGUGAAGGAAUCGUCUCGUCUGCCCACGGGAGACUACACUACACUCGCGAUGACCAUCUGUACCAUGCGGAUACAGAAAACGGGAUGAAGCGGAACAGUAUCUAUUGCGCGCGGGCAAUAUACAUGUCGGACGCUGCCAAGAGUUCUCCAGAAUGCCCUGCGAAACGUACGAACUGCAACCGUAGCGCUCCAGAACAGAUCUGAGUGAACAUUAGCAAUCACACUUUCGCACAGUAUGCAGGCGGACUCACCCGGCCUGUUCAGACAGACAAUGGCAGACGCGAUCGCAAUCACCCCAGACAUGAAGCCGUUUUUUAACGCAUAAUAG
Messenger RNA from Laetiporus sulphureus 93-53, 659 nucleotides. RefSeq lists its product as uncharacterized. Lineage: Eukaryota; Fungi; Basidiomycota; Agaricomycetes; Polyporales; Laetiporaceae. The transcript has a single exon. Bases 41 to 535 code for a protein of 164 amino acids. The record is from RefSeq and is a predicted model, not a curated record.